AUGACUCCUCUUUUCCUUCUGAUCACCCUUUCCACCAUUCAGUGAUGUGCACUUGGUCGUGUAAGGCUCCCUUGAGCACAAAGUGCUUCUUUAUAUCUGUUCUUCACAGCCAGAAUAAACAAACGGGGCCUUCUUGUUUGCGCCCGAGUGCACCCCAAUUGCCUGAUUAUGUGCUAAAAAGGAAAGAAAACAAAACAACUCUAGCACCCCGGUGCAGUUUGAGAUCACACAAUGAGAGGUUACGGUGUCUCUGUGAUGAGCUGGUGAGGAUCUGAGACAAGAGACCAGGCAGGGAAGGAGGGAGGGUGUGAAGGAGGGAGGGAGAGAGAGAGAAAGAGAGGGAGAGGGAGGGGGGUGGAAAUCAGGUUACAGUUUUUCUCCGAGGCUGUUUAGACGCAGUGACCCGUCUGUGUGACAGAGAACGCUGUUGAGUGAUGGCAGCUAUUCCCGCCAGCACGAAAACGACCAGCGGGCCGAGCUCCCAGGGAACGCAUGGGCGGCUCUGACAGACCACGGCUCAGCCCGCAGAUGAAAUAUAAUUUCCCUGAGAAUCAGGAAGCAUGAAAUGUGUUAUUGACACCAGCGGCGGUUAUUUCCAUGAGUCACAUUACUCUGUGUGUGUGUGUGUGUGUGUGUGUGUGUGUGUGUGUGUGUGUGUCUCUGAAACGCAGCCUGUGCACAGGAGCCUAAUAGCAAAGAUUGGUGUGAUUGUUUUGGUAAUGGUGGCAGGGUGCAGCCUGGAAGUGUCGCUUGACUUUGUGACAGAUUGUGUGAGCGAAAAUGAUCUUUGCUGUUCGCAGGCGCCUCAUCAGCCUGGGCAACCCGGGUUCAAGUUCACGGUGGCGGAAUCGUGUGACCGGAUCAAAGACGAAUUUCAGUUCCUGCAAGCCCAGUAUCACAGCCUGAAGGUGGAGUACGACAAACUGGCCAACGAGAAGACGGAGAUGCAGCGUCACUAUGUCAUGUAUUAUGAGAUGUCCUAUGGACUCAACAUUGAAAUGCACAAACAGACCGAGAUUGCAAAGCGCCUCAAUGCAAUUCUUGCUCAAAUCAUGCCUUUUCUGUCACAAGAGCACCAACAGCAGGUAGCGCAGGCUGUUGAGCGUGCUAAGCAAGUGACAAUGACCGAGCUGAAUGCCAUCAUCGGGGUACGUGGACUUCCCAAUCUGCCUCUCACCCAACAGGCCCAUGCCGUCUAUCCCGCUCUGAUGCAGCAGCAGCUCCAGGCUCAGCACCUCUCUCAUGCGGCACAUGGUCCUCCUGUCCAGCUGCCCCCUCACCCCUCAGGCCUGCAGCCCCCUGGCCUUCCCCCAGUCACAGGCUCUGGAUCUGGCCUGCUCACGCUCGGAGCUCUGGGAAAUCAGGCGCACUUACCGGUCAAAGACGAGAAGAAUCAUCACGAUCUGGAGCACAGAGACCGGGAGUCGAGCACGAAUAACUCUGUGUCGCCGUCGGACAGCCUGCGGGCCAGCGAGAAACACAGAGCCUCAUCUGACUACAGCUUGGAUUCAAAGAAACGCAAAAUGGAAGAGAAGGACAACUUAAGAUAUGACAGUGAUGGUGACAAAAGCGAUGACCUGGUGGUUGAUGUGUCCAAUGAGGACCCACCCACUCCGAGGGGCAGCCCCUCUCACUCUCCACCAGAGAACGGCCUGGACAAGGCCCGCGUGCUGAAGAAAGAUGCCCCAAACAGUCCAGCCUCUGUGGCUUCAUCUGGGAGCACGCCAUCUUCCAAAGCCAAGGAUCACCCUCACAAUGAUAAAUCUUCGACGCCAGGCCUGAAGUCCAACACUCCCACCCCACGCAAUGAUGCACCCACCCCAGGAACCAGCAGUACCCCAGGACUCCGGCCCAUCCCAGGGCCCAAACCCCUUGGCAUGGAAGUCUUGGGUCCUGCACUGCGGACUCCUCUGUCCUACGCUGCUCCAUUUGCAAUGAUGGGUCAUCACCCAGAGAUGAACGGCUCUCUCUCCAGUACAGGUGUCUACGGCCUCAUCUCCCCUCAGAUGAGCGCAGCGGCCACGGCGGCAGCUUACGGCCGGCCGCCCAUGCCUGGAUUUGAUCCACAUCCUCACAUGCGGGCUCCAGGUCUCCCAGCCAGCCUGUCGUCGAUCUCUGGAGGAAAACCAGCGUACUCAUUCCACGUCAGUGCAGAUGGUCAGAUGCAGCCCGUCCCUUUUCCUCCAGAUGCGCUGAUCGGCCCAGGGAUCCCACGCCACGCACGCCAGAUUAACACGCUGAGCCAUGGCGAGGUGGUCUGUGCCGUUACCAUUAGCAACCCCACACGCCACGUUUACACGGGUGGCAAGGGAUGUGUCAAGAUCUGGGACAUCAGCCAGCCUGGCAGCAAGAGCCCUGUGUCCCAACUGGACUGCCUGAACAGAGAUAAUUACAUUCGUUCGUGUAAGCUGCUCCCAGACGGCCGCACACUGAUCGUGGGUGGCGAGGCCAGCACUCUGACCAUUUGGGACUUGGCCUCUCAGACACCGCGCAUCAAGGCUGAACUGACCUCAUCAGCCCCGGCCUGCUACGCUCUGGCCAUCAGCCCUGACGCCAAGGUCUGCUUCUCCUGCUGCAGUGACGGAAAUAUCGCCGUGUGGGACCUACACAACCAGACCCUUGUCAGGCAGUUCCAGGGUCACACAGAUGGCGCGAGCUGUAUAGACAUCUCUCACGACGGCACCAAGCUGUGGACGGGUGGCCUGGACAACACCGUCCGCUCCUGGGACCUGAGAGAGGGACGACAGCUCCAGCAGCACGACUUCACCUCACAAAUCUUCUCUCUGGGCUACUGUCCCACUGGUGAGUGGUUGGCUGUAGGGAUGGAGAGCAGCAACGUGGAGGUUCUCCACCACACCAAACCAGACAAAUACCAGCUACACCUGCAUGAGAGCUGUGUGCUAUCCCUCAAGUUCGCCUAUUGCGGUAAAUGGUUUGUGAGCACAGGGAAGGACAAUCUGCUGAAUGCCUGGAGGACGCCGUACGGCGCGAGCAUUUUCCAGGUACGUGACUCAAUAACCGACUCGUUCUCAUUCGCAUCGCAGUGUGGCCCCGACGGGACCGAGAUUGAUGUGUUCUUUAGCAGAAGCCAUGCAGGCUGGUAUGGUAAUUUCAAAGCUUUUAACUCUCUGACUGGGAAGAGUGUAGGUGGUGGUGAUGAUGAUGCGAGAAGCGGGAGGUUGAAGAACCAUUGUGAGAGUUUGACACAUUCAGUUUUCAGUAAGGACAAGAACAGAAGCUUCUAUAUUUGAGAAACAAAAGAGAUUCGUUCUUGUUGUUUACAGCGUUGUUGUUGUUGUUGUUGUUGUUGUUAUUUAUACAACAGCGCUGUUGAUUUCUCAGAUUUCAUUGGGCAGAACGUGUCGCUUAACAGCAGCCAUGACGGUCUUGAAAACAAAUACCAGGUUUAUAUUAAUGCUCUCGUUAAUACGCUAUUGUUUCUAUAGUAACAGUGAAUUCGCAAGGACUUGUAUAGCGUAUGGUUGCACCCAGAUUCAAAAUGUGUGUAGUGUCUCCAGUGUCAGCACUUUAUAACCGCUAGAGGUCAAGCUGUAAUUUUUUAAAAUAAAUUUUUAUUUAUUUAUUUUAAAUAAAGUUUUCAGACACGGGCUGUCUUACUAACUUCAAACAGGAAAAAAGAGACUUUCACGACGUUAUGAUAUAAAUGAUAAUGGGGACUAACUGGUCGUGCAGACGUUAAACAACAUUAGAUGCAACUAUAAAUGGAUAAAAAGUACAUGAUCUUUAAUGAAUAGAAAUUGUAAUUGUUGGCGAAUUGCUGUAGUGUGAGAGGAAUAAAAGACAUCGGGACAUGGUGAUAUUGGAAAAUAAUCAAUCGCGACACCCAGUCGUGGGUUAUUUUCCUAGAACAGCAUGCCCUAACGUGUUUUAUUCCUUGCUUGCCCUGAAAUAAGAUCUGACGAAAGCAGCAUGGGCUGAUUAGUUGAUCAUGAUUAAAUUUUUCUAACUUUUUUUUUUUUUUUUUUUUUUUUUUUC
Ictalurus furcatus (blue catfish) is the source of this 3996-nucleotide messenger RNA. RefSeq names its product TLE family member 3, transcriptional corepressor b (gene tle3b). Bases 561 to 3251 code for a protein of 896 amino acids. Gene Ontology annotation, biological process: regulation of DNA-templated transcription; negative regulation of canonical Wnt signaling pathway. The transcript is spliced from 19 exons. Gene Ontology annotation, cellular component: transcription regulator complex; nucleus. The record is from RefSeq and is a predicted model, not a curated record. Gene Ontology annotation, molecular function: transcription corepressor activity; protein binding. Lineage: Eukaryota; Metazoa; Chordata; Actinopteri; Siluriformes; Ictaluridae.